This is a messenger RNA of Saccharomyces eubayanus, 3261 nucleotides long. RefSeq names its product type I sorting receptor (gene PEP1). Gene Ontology annotation, biological process: Golgi to vacuole transport; protein targeting to vacuole; Golgi to endosome transport. The record is from RefSeq and is a predicted model, not a curated record. NCBI's taxonomy places the organism in Eukaryota, Fungi, Ascomycota, Saccharomycetes, Saccharomycetales, Saccharomycetaceae. The annotation marks the transcript as partial. The transcript has a single exon. Gene Ontology annotation, cellular component: Golgi apparatus; membrane. Gene Ontology annotation, molecular function: protein binding.
UUGAGUUGGAGAGUAGCAUUCAAUUCUUCUUCUUUAUUCGCCGUUGGUGAUCUGGGUAAUGUAAUAGUAGCUGUACCUCACAAUCCUGAGGAAGACGGUGAUCCUCAAUCUGAAUUUUACUAUUCUUUAGAUCAAGGUAAGACUUGGACCGAGUACGAGUUAGAGACCACUGUCUACCCAAGUGAUUUGAUUAAUACUACACCAGAUGGAUCUGGAAGCAGGUUUAUUUUGAACGGAUUAAGCCAAAAGAUAACCGGUUCAGAAAAUCUAAUCUAUGCUAUUGACUUUUCAGGUGCCUUUGACGGAAAAACCUGUGAAGAUGAUAAAGAUUUCGAAGAUUGGAAUCUGGCCGAAGGGAAGUGUGUCAAUGGUGUUAAGUACAAGUACAGGAGAAGAAAACAGGACGCCCAAUGUUUAGUCGGCAAAGUGUUUGAAGAUCUAAAGCUGUAUAAAACUACUUGUGACAGUUGUACUGCAAGUGAUUACGAAUGUGCGUUUGAAUUCGUCAGGGAUGCAAACGGGAAAUGUGUGCCUGACUAUAAUCUGAUUGUUCUUUCUGAUGUAUGUGACAAGUCGAAUAAGAAGUCYGUGUCUGUAGAGCCAAUGCAAUUAAUCAAAGGUGAUGAAUGUAAAACGCCCCUGAAAAUCGAGCCUGUGGAAAUUCCUUGUGAUGGAGUCCCAGGUAAGGGCACCAAUGACAAGGAAAUAGUGGUCACCGAAAACAAACUUGACUUCAAACUUGAGUUCUACCAAUACUUCGACACAGUUACAGACGAAUCGCUGGUCAUGGUAGACUCUAGAGGAAGUGCGUUUUUGUCUCAUGAUGGUGGACAGACAAUAAAAAAAUUUGACGUUGACAACGAGAACAUUGUCGAAGUUAUYUUCAACCCRUACUUCAAUUCUUCCGCCUAUCUAUUUGGCUCCAAAGGCAAUAUUUUYAUCACUCACGAYAGAGGRUACACUUUYACGAAYACGAAAYURCCUGAAGCUAGACAAUUGGGGUUGCCAUUGGACUUUAGUGCGAGGGAUCAGAAUACGUUUAUUUAUUAUGGUGGCAAGGAUUGCGARUCGAUCUUGAGUCCAGAAUGCCAUGCCGUUGCAUACCUUACCAAGGACGGUGGGGAAACGUUCACGGAGAUGCUUGAUAAUGCGAUUCAUUGUGAGUUUGCAGGUUCACUUUUCAAAUACCCCUCCAAUAAAGACAUGAUCAUGUGYCAAGUGAAGGAAAAAUCCUCACAAAAGAGAACUCUAGUUUCGUCAACAGACUAUUUCCACAAUGAUAAGAGAACUGUUUUUGAGAGYAUUAUUGGUUACCUGUCCACCGGUGACUAUAUCAUUGUUGCUGUUCCCCACGAAGACAACGAAUUGAGAGCAUACGUGACUGUUGACGGUGCUGAGUUUGCGGAGGCCAAAUUCCCAUAUGACGAAGACGUCGGAAAACAAGAGGCGUUUACUAUUUUGGAGUCCGAAAASGGAUCGAUAUUUUUACAUUUGGCGACGAACUCGGUAGCAGGAGAGGACUUUGGUAAUCUGUUGAAGUCCAACUCCAACGGCACUUCGUUUGUGACKUUGGAACAUGCUGUCAAUAGAAACGCGUUCGGUUUUGUAGAUUUUGAGAAAAUCCAAGGUUUGGAAGGUAUUAUUCUGAUCAACGUCGUUUCCAACAGCGAAAAGGUUUCCGAGAAUAGGGACAAGAAGCAACUGAAAACGAAGAUCACGUUCAAUGAAGGUUCGGACUGGUCCUUUUUGAAACCUCCUAAGAAGGACUCGGAAGGCAAGAAGUUUUCAUGUAACUCCAAAUCACUAGACAAAUGUUCCCUGMACYUACACGGUUACACCGAACGUAGAGAUAUUAGAGACACGUACUCUUCYGGCUCCGCRCUGGGAAUGAUGUUCGGKAUCGGAAACGUUGGCGAUAGUCUUCUACCGUAUAACGAAUGCUCCACAUUUUUCACCACCGAUGGAGGCGAGACCUGGACCGAAGUUAAGAAAGGUCCAUACCAAUGGGAAUACGGUGACCAUGGYGGGAUYUUAGUUCUKGUUCCYGAAARGRCCGAAACWGAUUCUAUYUCUUAUUCYACAGAUUYUGGUAARACAUGGAAAGACCACAAAUUYUGCGAYGACAAGGUGGUARUAAAGGAUAUAACGACKGUUCCUAGAGAUUCUGCCUUGAGAUUUUUACUAUUYGGAGAGGCGACAAAUAUCGGAGGCGGUUCAAUUAGAACCUACACAAUAGAUUUCAGAAACAUUUUUGAAAGACAAUGUGACUUCGACRUUACCGGUAAGGAAAGCCCUGACUACAAAUAUUCGUCUUUGGGUUCUCAAAGCGGAUGUCUAUUUGGCCACCAAACAGAAUUUUUACGCAAAACUGACGAGAAGUGUUUCAUUGGGAAUAUCCCACUUUCCGAAUUUUCAAGAAACGUUAAAAACUGUUCAUGUACGAGACAGGACUUUGAGUGUGAUUAUAACUACCACAAAGACAAUGAUGGUACUUGUAAGUUGGUCAAGGGCUUAAGUCCGGCCAAUGCUGCCGAUAUAUGCAAAAAAGAGCCCGAUCUGGUUGAAUACUUCAAGUCUUCUGGUUAUAGGAAGAUCCCGUUGUCRACGUGYGAGGGUGGUUUGAAACUGGAUACYCCGUCAUCRCCCCACCCUUGUCCAGGKAAAGAGAAGGAAUUCAAAGAAAAAUACUCUGUAAGGACCGGCACUUUCGCAUUUGUUUUCAUUGCUAUUCUUCUCGUCAUUUUCUUUGCCACAUGGUUUAUAUAUGAUAGAGGUAUCAGAAGAAACGGRGGGUUYGCAAGAUUYGGUGAAAUCAGRCUSGGKGAUGAYGGAUUGAUAGAAAACAACAACACCGACAGAGUUGUCAACAACAUUGUGAAAUCAGGGUUUUACAUCUUCUCGAACAUUGGGUCUGUUGUCCAACACGCAAAGACGAAUGUGGGGCACGUAUUUUCCAAAAUCAGGGGAAGGUUCAGCAGCAGAGUGGGUCCAAGCUAUUCGUCGCUGACUCACGACCAGUUCUUGGAUGAAGCAGACGACUUGCUUGCCGGGCAUGAUGAAGACGCUAACGACUUGUCUAGUUUCAUGGACCAAGACAGCAAUUUUGACAUCGAGGAUGAAGAUGCUGCGACGCCCGAACAAGAACAUACGUCAUAUACGGAUCAGCCUACCGCGAGCGAUAUUCCUGAUGCACURCCAUCACGCAGUGAAGAAGACGCACACAAGUCUGACCCAGCARCUCCACUCAAYGAGRACRAUUAG